Molecule: messenger RNA, 748 nt
Organism: Paramecium pentaurelia
Lineage: Eukaryota; Ciliophora; Oligohymenophorea; Peniculida; Parameciidae
Source: the annotation of a GenBank genome assembly
AUGAAUGGAGAAAAUUAUCAGAUUCAUAUUUUGAAAGUUGAUUUCUUAAUAUGUUUUGGUGAUGGUAAAACUCAAUCUCAAAAUUUAAAGCUAGGUGUAUGCUAACCUCAAUUUCUAUACAUUUAAUUAAUAACAAGGAUUAAAACUCUCCUUAAUUUAUAUCAAUAUCCACAUAGGGAACUAAUUUACGAAAGGGAAUAUAAAAAUAAUUAAAAAGAUGUACAUUUCAAAAGACAAAGAAAAGAUGUAAUUAAUAAGAAGUUAAUCAUAGUUGUGGAGGAAUGUUUAAAUAUGUGAAGGCGCUUGGUUCAAUCAAAAUAGGGAUAUAGGUGGAAAUUCAUAUGGCUUUCCAUUUCUAAAAAUGAGUAUUAAAACAACGUAUUAUGGAUUAUCAAUUAAACCAAAAAUUACACAAACUCAAUUUUUUAAAUAUAUCCGAAGCCUAUAUGAUGAGGGUAUGGUUUCAAUAGCUCUAUGCCAGAGAUAAAACUCCAAUUUAAUUAAAAUACAUCUACUCCCUAUAUCAACCAGAUAAGCUGUAGUUAAUGAAAAAUUUUCAUCUGUCAGCCAAACAGAGUAGCGAGAUGAAUGUUUACUUUCUCACGAUUUUUGUUCCCUCCAUGCUUGGCCUGUCCAUCUUGUUUGCCGAUUCCAAAGAAACCAAGAAGGAGUAGAAGGCAAUAGAAAUAAUUUCAAACUCUCUGUCAAGAUAUAAAUGACUGGUGUACAACUAAUUUAAGAUAGAUGA